This is a messenger RNA of Rubroshorea leprosula, 1161 nucleotides long. The record is from the annotation of a GenBank genome assembly. Lineage: Eukaryota; Viridiplantae; Streptophyta; Magnoliopsida; Malvales; Dipterocarpaceae.
GUCAAACUCAACAAGUGUUUUAUGCCCGUUACCCAUCUCAAAAUCCUUGUAGAAAAUGGUGGUUUGCUGCAUGUAAGAUUAGAGUAAGAGCAAUAAUUGACAUUUCAUCGUUGAGUGAUGGUAGAAAUGUUUAUUAUUAAGAUGAUAAUCCUUCUAUGCCACAAUUGGUGCAACCCUCGACUAUUUUAAAUGAUCAUGUUUCACUAGCAUCUCAAGGGGAAGAACAAGUGGUGAUUAGUGAGAUCAUGCAAUUGCCAUAUGUGGUAGAGGAAGAAUGUGUGGGUGAGGAUGAUGAUGAAGAGGAAGAGUUUGAUGGAAUGGAAACAUCGGAAAAAGAACGCCUGGGGUUCGAAGAACCCACGCUUGGGUUCUUCGAAGGAACCCAGGCGCGGGUUCGAGGGAACCCAGCGCCUGGGUUCGAGGGAACCCAGCGCCUGGGUUCGAGGGAACCUAGCGCCUGGGUUCGAGGGAACCCAGCGCCUGGGUUCGAAGAACCCAAGCGUGGGUUUGAAGAAUCUAGCAGGCUUGGGUUCUUCAAACCCACGCCUAGGUUCGAAUCCAAGCCUGGGUUUGAAGAACCCAGCAGGCUUGGGUUCUUCGAAUCCGCACCUGGGUUCUUUGAAGGAACCCAGGCUCUGGAAAGGAAGAGGAAGGAGAAAGGGAAUGAGGAACUGGGUUUGAAAGAUCCAUCGCCUGGGUUCGACAAUCCCAGGCUCUGGCUUCUCACACAGCUGCAGCAGGAGCAACCCACUGUUACUCAGCCACCAUUGGACAAUGACCAGUACACGGGUGAUGAUGCAACAAUGGAGGAGGACACCGAAGAGCGUAAUUUGGAGGCUGAGUUGGAUGUUGAGUUUGCUGUGCUUGAUCCUGAGUUAGAUGCUCACUAGAGGAGGAGUUAUCACGUGCUGUCCCGAAGAUAGGAUGUGGCAUGGAUAAAGAACAUGACACUCCUACAAACCCGAGUCAAAGAAAGGUACUUAGCCUUAAUCAUGGAGGCACAUUCAGCCAUGAGAGGUUUGGGAGGACUGCCACUAUAAUAUGGAAGUACUUGUAUGAUGAGCUAGUGCUUUUUUGGUCUAGUUGGCCUGAGGAAAAGAAGAGGGUUGCUUGGGAGAAUUUUCAAGUAUGAAAAUUAUAGAAUAAAAUGAAGUAUUUUUG